AUGCAGGGACAUCACGCGUCCGACGUCUUGUACGCAAAGAGCGAAGCCUCCCAGACUCCCCACCCUCUCGCCGGUGAACCCACCGACCGACACGGCAUCCCGUUAUCCGUCGCGCACGGUCCGCAGACCAACCUUCCCGUUUGGCAGUUCAUUCAUAAGUUGACGACGCCCCUCCCGAACCCAAAGAGUGGCGAUCGCCCGUACACUCACAUCUGCGUCUUAUGCUCGGCCUCUCCGCCUGUGCGGGCCACGUCGAAGCGAACAGUCACGUGGCGCGACGCUCUGAUGCGCCAACGGAUGUCCACGAAUGCCGUGGCGCACAUGCAACGCGUUCAUCCGGACGAGUUCGUCACCAUUGCCGACUACAAGCAACGCAAACGAGAAGCGUUGGUAGAGAAAGCUGCCAAUGGCUCGAACGAACCAAAGAAGAAGAGAGUCAAGCGAACGCCUGGCCCCAAGAAGAAAUCCGCCACUACUCCUGACGAGAACCGGGAAGGUGCAUCGGCAGAUGAAGUGCCAGUCACUUCUGUGGUCAAAACGCAGACAACGGGAGUAUCGCCACGGAAGCGAACACCCGGCAAGACGACGGACCACGUCAGGACGUGGCUCAUCUCGUCGGGUUUGCCCGUGUCCGUGCUACAAGAUGCCUCCUUGCAGCAACUAUUGAAGCUCUCGAACUCAGCUAUCUCAGCGUUGUCGACGGCGUCGACUUUUAACGCUCAAGUGCAGGAAGAGUUUAUAAAGUUUAGCGGUUUUCUGGGUUUGUAUCUAGCUUCGGAGUCUCAAGCUGCUUUGGGGCUGCCGUUUCUAUCGCUUCGACACGAGUUCCGACCUAUCGAUGGAGCUACUGCCGAAGAUGGAGCGAGAGACGACGUUGUGUCGAACCAGGAGAAGGCGUUCCUUAGUGUGGCAGUUGGGUUCAUUGACUCGCAGUGGCGUCGAGUGGACUUGGUGUUGACAGCGAAGCAAGUGCCGAGAAGUUGGAGUCAACAAGUGAACCAACUUGUGACCCAGACUGUGUCGGACACGUACGGCAUCCCCUCCAUCUCCAAGUAUGCGCGGUUCCACGUGGAUGUCGUGGAGGCCUCGCCGUCGAGUCUUGCGGUUAGUGAAGGGUACGAAGCUUCCACGGACGAGCACGAGGAUGUAUUGACACGCACGUUGCGUCACUGCGUGGUCGAUGCACUGGGUGUCGGAGCCACGAGCUCUUUCGGUGGAGAGACGAGUGUUCGUCGCCUUGUCCGAUUACUACAAGAGCUUCUGACGUACUUUGAGGCGCCUGACCGAGCGAAUAUGCUGGCGGAAAUCGGGGCCAGGAACGCUGUGCAGGUGACGUUCUCUUCGGCUUCAUCCAUCGACGCCCUCGCACUCUCGUCCUUGACGUCGAUUGGUGCAAUGGCCGAGCUGUUGCGAGUCAGCUGCUGUCGAUACCGAGCCUACUGCUUGUACUUCCAGUCGUCUAUGAGACCAACAGUAGCGGAGCCCGAGUUGGAGACGGCGUGGACGCAACUGUCCAUGGACGACUGGCAGACUGUGACGGAGAUUGAAGCCAUUUUGAACCACCUGACGCAGUUCCGUCUCGAAGAGCGCGUGGCCUUACGACCAGGAGCAGUGGCGCCUUCCUAUGCGCUUCUGUUCCGACGUCUGCUCUCGGUUACAGUCAGUGUCUCCAGUCUCAAGUGUCUUUCUCUAGAGGACGACGCUGCUGUUGGCUCUUCCUCCGAGAAACGGACAACACGACGCAAGGCCAAACGGGUGGACAUGUUCACGUCAACAGGUCGUCAAUGCAUGGAACAGCUUCGAGAGCUGAUCACGCAGCACUUGGCGAGUCCUACAUCCGUGUGUGAAGUGGACGAUGAGAUCAAAGCCAUGUUGCUGGACCCCCGUAUGAGCUCCAAGGCUGGCGAUCUCGUCUCGGACACUUGUGUGUUCCGUCGCGCUCAAGAAGCUUUGCGUCAGGAGCAUCGAGCUGUUUUCCAGCUGCUUGCUGCUCGACCGAGUGAUUCGAGGUCCAGUACUGAAGAAGAGGUGGAGGAAGAGGAUGAGGACGAUGAAAUGAGUUCUCUCUUGAUGGUGGAUGGACCGAAGAACCAGCCGCCUGCUGCUGCGUCGACUACGAGUAGUGGCAGAGGUUCAAGUGAUGCUGUGGCUGAGGACGAGGCUCGAGCUUGGCGCGAAUGGCAGCAAGUGUAUGUGGCAUGGGACACUCUUGCAAGUGAGGGAGCAGACCUGUUCGACAAGGGCCAGUACAACCUACUGAAGCUGUAUCACCACGUGGAUAUCCUCAAGUGGUUCCGUGAAGUUGGUCAGCAGGCCCAUCCGGCGGCGUCUCUGCUCGCUCGCGUGUAUCUUGGUCAGCAACGUCCUCCGUCUCGGGCUCUGGGAACGUCGCUGUUGCAGUUUACGAAGCAGGAAGAGGCUGAUUGGGUUACUGGAGCUGUUGAGCGAGCUGAGAAGCGUUGCAUUCUUCACCACAAUUGGCGUCAGUAUCAGCAACUCAGUGCGGACGCAGCGGUCGUUCCAGCGAAGGAUGAAGGCAUCAAGAUUACAACUAUUUGA
Molecule: messenger RNA, 2559 nt
Organism: Phytophthora infestans T30-4
Lineage: Eukaryota; Oomycota; Peronosporomycetes; Peronosporales; Peronosporaceae
Exons: 1
Coding region: 1-2559 (852 amino acids)
Source: RefSeq, a predicted model, not a curated record